Molecule: messenger RNA, 1677 nt
Organism: Macroventuria anomochaeta
Lineage: Eukaryota; Fungi; Ascomycota; Dothideomycetes; Pleosporales; Didymellaceae
Exons: 3
Coding region: 1-1677 (558 amino acids)
Source: RefSeq, a predicted model, not a curated record
AUGCAGCGAAAAUUGAAGUCUGUGUUUCGGAGGUCCAGUAAAUCGAAAAGUUCUUCAGGUCAACAUGAGCCUUUGGAGAGCAACACCCACCACGUCGAAGCAAGUCCACCAUAUGGAGAUCGACACCGCGUGUCUUCAGACCGAAAUGGUCGCAUCUCAGUCGACUCAUCCGCAACUGGCUCCGUCUACACAGGCCGUAGCAGACCAGUCAGUUCGGCUUACGAUGACCGUCGCCAAAGUCAAGCGUCCGUGAGGCAUAUGGCAGCCAUUGACUUCGCGUCUUCCUCCGAUCCCAACGGCGGUGCUAUAGAGAACGAUUACAAGGCCUAUCUACCUGCCCUUUCACCGGUGAACGACGACCAUGGCGACGAAUACAUCACCCUUAGUGGGGACAGGCGACACAUCACUGGAGAGAGUGAGGCACGACACGAGGAAGAUGUUGCCGAUCGCAAUAUCGCGCGUUAUAGUACAUCGAUCGAUAGUGGAAGCCGUGCUGCGGCUGGUACUGCACACAACGGAGCAGCAGGGAUUGCAUCCGGCGCUCCUGCUUCGAACCCAACAUCCGGUCAACAACACUUGUGUAAACAGUCUGUCGGUGCUGGCUCAGGUGGAUCUACCCUGAGCUCAGUCCCAAUUGGUGGAUCUGUUGGACAGCAUUCUGUUGGUGAUAAUGUCACUACCAAUGGUGGUCUUGUUGAUGGUAUCCGUCCGCAUACUGAGACAAGCUCACACGAAAAAGGCUCGUGGAAGAGGUCGAGCCUCAUUCCCAAGACCGCCCGGGUCGAACCUGGGUGGGAGAGGAGGGAGCCACGCAUCUCGGACGGCGAUAACGACGCGUCACGAUCGGCACAGGAACCACACGAGGUCCAAGGAUCACAGUCUGGCGUACGCCAUGCUACCGUGGGUGGAACAGCGGGUGGCGAAGAAACCGCGUUGGCCAGGAAACUGCGUGAGGAAGGUGUCGUGGAUCUCAGGAAUACUGUCGACACAGAUGGAGAUAUCACAUGGGCGCCUGCCGUCACACACGAGGUGAUCAAGCCACACCAGCACGAGAUCAUUCAGCACAAGAUCUACCGCGAGAUCCAUAACUAUGAGCACUUCCAUCGUAUACAACCCGUAAUGAUGACAGAGGUUCUUCCGCCUCGUCACUGGAUCCCAAACCCGAACGGUGAGGGGCUUAUCGAGAUCUCCGCUGAUGAGUUGCCUGCCCGUACAGACAAGAAUCGUUGGUGGUCAAUUUGCGAACACUCGAGCCCUUACUCACGCCAGACAACGAUGCCCAAGUACCGUACAGAGCCUGAGAUCAUUGAAGCGGGUACAUUUAUGACUGAAGAAGGCUUCGAGCGCAAGGAGACGAUCAUCAUUCACCCACCAACGCUAGCUGACCUCACCGGAUACGGUGGGCCUGUGCAGGCCAUGCACUUCGACCACAAGACUGGCAAGAGCUGGAUGGGAGAGCUCACGACGAUGGACAAACUCCACGAACUCCAACAGGAACUUGACCGUGCGCCGGACGCACAAGUAUUCAAGAUGAACGGACUCGCAGAGAGCCUUCCGAAGGUGCCUUCGGGCUCUGCUCGUAGAGGUUCCAACUCUAUGCCACUGCGCAAACCAGUUAGCGGACACUCUUCCACGGUGCAUGGCUCGAAUGUUGGACGAAAGAUGAAUGCCGCAUAA